Molecule: messenger RNA, 886 nt
Organism: Octodon degus (degu)
Lineage: Eukaryota; Metazoa; Chordata; Mammalia; Rodentia; Octodontidae
Product: histone H1.0-like
Exons: 1
Coding region: 227-811 (194 amino acids)
Biological process (GO): negative regulation of DNA recombination; nucleosome assembly; chromosome condensation
Cellular component (GO): nucleosome; nucleus
Molecular function (GO): nucleosomal DNA binding; double-stranded DNA binding; structural constituent of chromatin
Source: RefSeq, a predicted model, not a curated record
GAGCUAGGCGGUUGGACCGAGCAGCAGGCCGGCGGGGCUGGGCCACGCAGAGCAGGCCCAGCGAGCCCUCCCGUGACCCGCGCCGGUGGAAGCAGCAGCAGCUCCUCGCCCGCAUCCCGGAUGGCCCGAGUCCGGACGGGGCUGGUAGCUAGAGGGCCAAGAGCAGAUCCCUCUGAGGGCUGGCCCUUGGGAAGGCGCCUUCAGCAGCGGGACCAGGCAGGCCACCAUGACCGAGAACUCCACGUCCGCCCCUGCGGCCAAGCCCAAGCGGGCCAAGGCCUCUAAGAAGUCCACAGACCACCCCAAGUAUUCGAACAUGAUCGUGGCUGCCAUCCAGGCCGAGAAGAACUGCGCUGGCUCCUCGCACCAGUCCAUCCAGAAGUACAUUAAGAGCCACUACAAGGUGGGGGAGAACUCCGACUCCCAGAUCAAGUUGUCCAUCAAGCGCCUGGUGACCACCGGGGUCCUCAAGCAAACCAAAGGGGUGGGUGCCUCCAGCUCCUUCUGGCUGGCCAAGAGCGACGAGCCCAAGAGGGCAGUGGCCUUCAAGAAGACCAAGAAGGAGGUCAAGAAGGUGGCCACACCAAAGAAGGCAGCCAAGCCCAAGAAGGCUGCCUCCAAAGCCCCAAGCAAGAAACCUAAAGCCACCCCAGUCAAGAAGGCCAAGAAGAAGGUGGCUGCCACACCCAAGAAAGUCAAAAAGCCCAAGGUUGUCAAGGUCAAACCAGUCAAGGCAUCCAGGCCCAAGAAGGCCAAACCGGUGAAGCCCAAAGCCAAGUCCAGUGCCAAAAGGGCCGGCAAGAAGAAGUGAUGAGGAAGCCUUUUCUUACGGACACUCCACUCUCUCACUCUGUAAAUACUUUUUUCCUUUCUUCCUUGAUUCUUU